Messenger RNA from Dictyostelium purpureum, 222 nucleotides. RefSeq lists its product as uncharacterized. The transcript has a single exon. The record is from RefSeq and is a predicted model, not a curated record. Lineage: Eukaryota; Evosea; Eumycetozoa; Dictyosteliales; Dictyosteliaceae. The coding region runs from base 1 to 222 and encodes 73 amino acids.
AUGCAAAUACUAUCAACACUCUAUGCAAUUUUAUUAGUGGUAGUACCAUUGUUAUUAGGGUGGUUAAUAAUGUGGAAAAUGUAUAUUUCUAAAUAUGAAUUUGUUAGAGAAUUAUUAGGAUAUAAAAAAGAAAACAAAGAAAAACCAAAAAGUAGAAGAGUAACAAAUGUAGAGUUGGUAAGCAAUCAAAACAAAUCCCAUUUAAAUAAAGGAUUUAAUUAA